AGACCCCGCCUCUCGGGGCUUUCCGGGGCAUCUCGGCUCCCGGCGUGCAGUGCGCCCUACCCGGACUCCCAGAAGUUUGUGGACCGGGCUGCCCGGAAGGCGGAAGUGCGGAGGCUUCCGGUUAGCGUGGUUGUGAGUGCAGUCUCUGAGUUUCUCGCUUUCCAGGUAAAAUAUGGCUAAAAGCUUACGGAGUAAGUGGAAAAGGAAGAUGCGUGCAGAAAAGAGAAAAAAGAAUGCCCCAAGAGAACUCAGCAGACUUAAAAGUAUUCUUAAAGUAGAUAGUGAUGUUUUAAUGAAAGAUGUUCAAGAGAUAGCCACCGUAGUGGUACCCAAACAUUGUCAAGAGAAAACUCAAUGUGUGGUACAAGAUGAAAAAGAUGACAUGAAAAUGGAGACUGAAAUUAAGAGAAACAAGAAGAGUCUUCUAGACCAGCAUGGACAGUACCCCGUUUGGAUGAACCAGAGACAGAGGAAAAGGCUGAAGGCAAAGCGAGAAAAAGGGAAGGGGAAAAGCAAAGCAAAAGCAGCAAAGGCAGCGAAGGGCUUGGCCUGGUAGACUCUUACUAAAAACUUGAAAACUCCUACAUGGGACAGGUCUUUGGUUAGAAUGUAUACGUGGAUUUCAGCUUCCACCAAAUGAAAACUUUGUUUCCAGAUUUAACUUGGUCUUGUUCUUCAAUUCAAACCCAACUUAACUCCUCAACUUUGUUUUGGGAGCUUGAAUAAAAUAUUUUCUUUGAUGAAAGAAAGCUACACUGGUACUUUAAUUGGAUGCUGUCCAGUAUACAGGGAUUCUCAGACAUCACAAUUCUGUCAACUGUUAACUGUGGUGGUAACUGGGCUUUGUAAAGAUUAAAAAAAAAAAAAAAAGAUACACUGACAAGUUUGAGCUGAUUCAGGUUUAAAGAAAACUUUUAUAUAAAAUAUAAUGUCAGUGGAUCUUAUAAGCAGUACUUGUUUGGUGUUUUAAUUUUGUUUAAUUGAGAAUAAAAGAUAUUUUGUCAAGAU
Molecule: messenger RNA, 1008 nt
Organism: Ailuropoda melanoleuca (giant panda)
Lineage: Eukaryota; Metazoa; Chordata; Mammalia; Carnivora; Ursidae
Gene: LLPH
Product: LLP homolog, long-term synaptic facilitation factor
Exons: 3
Coding region: 173-556 (127 amino acids)
Biological process (GO): dendrite extension
Cellular component (GO): nucleolus
Molecular function (GO): RNA binding
Source: RefSeq, a predicted model, not a curated record